AGAUUGAUUACGCGCUCACGCACAUUCGAACAGUUUCAACCUCCUCGACGAACGUAAAAUUGUUUGCUCCUUAUUUUGACAUUUCAUCAGUAGCUAUUAGUACUAUACAAUUUACAGUGUCCUAGGCACGGAGAAGGAUUAAGGAUAAGGAUUUCAUUCAUUCUUCCAAAAUGUCAGGGAAAUAACUACAACUCCCAUGAGCCCCUGUGAGGCGUUAGAGUGCAAAGUCGGGUUCAGACGUGUUCAUUGAAAGAGGAGUUUGUGUCGAGCAAGACUUCCUGUAAAACGCAAACCGCGCUCAUUUGUAAAGAUGUGCCGAUUAGCAAACGUCUUUAUCAAGUGACAGGUUUUCCACCGAGGUCUGCCCGCAGUAAGCCGCCAUGGGGCCAGCUUUUGCCAUUGUUCUUGUGUUUGUCGGAUGUUGUAGCAACGUGGUGUCUCUGGAGCUCCUCGUUAGAGAUUUCCCAGGAUGCGGCAACAUCGUCACCUUUGCUCAGUUUUUAAUAAUCGCAUUUGAAGGAUUCAUCUUUGAAACCAACUUUUGGAGGAAGAAACCGGCCAUCCCUAUCAGAAACUAUGUGAUCAUGGUUACGAUGUUCUUCACGGUCAGCGUGGUCAACAACUACGCUCUCAACUUCAAUAUAGCCAUGCCGUUACACAUGAUCUUCAGAUCGGGAUCGCUAAUCGCUAAUAUGAUUUUGGGAAUAAUCAUCCUGAAGAAAAGAUAUUCAGCCAGUAAAUAUCUGUCUAUAGCUCUAGUAUCUGCUGGCAUCUUCAUCUGCACCAUCAUGUCUGCUAAACAAGUGAAUGUGGCAAAUGAGUCAGAAGAGCAAAGCUUGUACGUCUUCCUACACUGGCUUGUGGGUAUUGCCAUGUUGACCUUUGCUCUGCUGUUAUCUGCGAGGAUGGGCAUUUUCCAGGAGAUGCUCUACAAGAAGUAUGGAAAACACUCCAAAGAGGCUCUCUUCUAUAACCACUUCCUCCCCUUGCCUGGAUUCCUGCUGCUCUCCACCGACAUCUACAACCACUGUGUCCACUUUAGUCAGAGCACUCCUGCACUUAUUCCCGUAGUUGGACUGACAAUUCCGAUAAUGUGGCUCUACCUGCUGAUCAAUGUCAUUACACAAUACGUCUGCAUCCGUGGCGUCUUCAUCCUGACCACUGAGUGCACCUCAUUGACUGUUACCCUGGUGGUGACGUUGCGAAAGUUCCUCAGCCUCAUCUUCUCCAUCAUAUACUUCCAAAACCCGUUCACCACCUGGCACUGGGUGGGCACAGCCGUGGUCUUUCUGGGGACUCUGAUCUACACCGAGGUGUGGAGCAGCUUGCAGGCGGCUCUGCAUGGACCUGCCAAGAGGGAGAAGAAGGCAGAGUAAAGGAGGAGGUGCCACUGUAUGGAACUGUUGUCAGUCAGCUGUACUGCAGCGAUUUUAUAGUUCUCAGACUUGAUUGAUGAUCACACAUCGUGGGCCACAGAAAACCUUUCACACAAGGUCUGUCAACAGGUUAAUAGUGGCAUUAGGGUGCUGAUACUUAUGUUAUUGUCCUUAAAUCCCAGAAGAAGAACUUUUUUUUUUUUUAAGAUAGUUUAUCUAAUAACUUGCUGUUGAACUUCCGAGUUAAGCACUUGCUGCACUCAUUAAGCAGCUGUUUCCACUGAGACUCCCUAGAAACCAGAUGAGCGAAUACAGUCAUAACUAACCGGCAGCUGGACAGAGUGGAACAUUUAGCAGCUAGAAGAAUCUGAGCUGAGUUGAUGAACUGGUCAGGCCUAGAGCUACAACCUUCAGUGACUUUGUGCUGUAGGACAUUGACAAUGAUUUUUCCUAACGUUUUAUAGACCAUAUAGAUAUUUAUAGAUCUAUAUGUAUUAUCUGGUAUAUUAGUCUGAGGUCUAUUUCUACUGGACCCAGGUGGCUUAAAAUACAGGUGGGGUAAAGUAAAUGUUCUACAGGCGGGUUCUGUAGGUUCUACCAGUUGUUCUUCAAAGAGGACUAAAUGGUGCUUUUGUUUCACUAAGGACUGUGUUCAGUUCAGUAGUAGGACACAUUUGUUUUUUUACUAUAGAACAGAAGUGCUCACAUUCAAGGUGAAGUCAGAUUGUGCCAGUCAGAGCAGUGACGUGUUUAAUAACAUGUAGGAUCUUGACAGUAACUGUUUUUAGUAUUUGAAAGGGAGGGAAAUCAUGCAGAAUAAAGUUAGAAUAGUUCAUGAGAUUCAUGAUAAUUCUUUAAAUGUGAUUUCUGGACAGUAGCAAAAACUUACAAUAUAAUUUUACUCUAACGUUGGUACCUCAUUUGUAUUGACGGGCUGAUGCUGCCACAUUUUCUGACUAAAUAUUUAUUUCCAGGUAGCGGCAGGUAGUUUAUAUUCACAUUCACUAGUAGGUUUAAACUGAAUACAGUGAAUGGAUGAAAUGCCACUAAUGAAUCAGUCUCUUAGAGUAUAGAGAUAAUGUUUGUCAACAUGUGCUGGUUCUGUCAUGCGCAGCAGGAAACCUGUAUAAUAAAAUCAUACACUCCCUGACAA
Betta splendens (Siamese fighting fish) is the source of this 2529-nucleotide messenger RNA. RefSeq names its product solute carrier family 35 member B4 (gene slc35b4). The transcript is spliced from 10 exons. Gene Ontology annotation, cellular component: Golgi membrane; endoplasmic reticulum membrane. The coding region runs from base 381 to 1376 and encodes 331 amino acids. Lineage: Eukaryota; Metazoa; Chordata; Actinopteri; Anabantiformes; Osphronemidae. Gene Ontology annotation, molecular function: UDP-xylose transmembrane transporter activity; UDP-N-acetylglucosamine transmembrane transporter activity. Gene Ontology annotation, biological process: transmembrane transport. The record is from RefSeq and is a predicted model, not a curated record.